UGACAGUGGUGCAACUUACAAGAUGCCAACCAAAGGUGCAGCGCAGUACUAAGAGGAAACAUGUUUGUUUGUCUGUUUGUUUUAAGUAAGGCUGGAAAAUCAGCCUUAAGGGAAGUAAGAUGAAAAAGAGUGAGACCUACAGCUGGCGGUAAUGCAACCUACUGGAUUCCAACCUCCAUUUAGGAAGAAGAAGGAUAAAGAAGAAGAGACCUUUCACACAGGCUACCUUCAACAGAGUUUGGUCUAACUUAUUUAGUCAUCCCCAGAGAAAGAAAGUGCAUUGCAUCAUGAAUCUGGAACACAGAGACUGUUAAAAAUUCAAAUCAAAACAUGAUAGGUUUUGCUAAAAUGAUAACCACUGCACUAUUCCUCAAUUUGCUCCUCCUAAGUGCAAGCUUUAGCGAAGAUACAGUGAAGGAGGACUUGGGAUCCCAUCAGCUGCAGCGACUGGUAGAUCUGUUAACAGUCCAUGAGUGUGAAGAGCUGCUUAUGACUCUCUCCAACCCAAAGAAAGACAUCGACGGUCAGCUCUUUUCUGAAAACAUGAACCAAAUCCUACUGCCAUCCUGGACCUUAAGAGACACAGGGUACCACUGUCAUCCAACUCUAAUACAAUGGCUCAAGAGUCAUGGUGAGCAAAUGUACUACGACAGGCUGUCUCGCGCCCUUCAAAGCAUCGGAAGGACCGACAUUGCAAUAGAGAUGGGGAAGAACAUUAACCAGGACAAGACUCUGGCGAUGCAGCGUUAUGUUGAGGAAUACCAUGAGCAGGUCAACAAAAUGGCAUUUCAUCUAACACACCCUUCAGCUGAGAAAACAAAUCCCAAAGAUACACAUCAUUCUGCAAAACAAGUAAGGAGCUUGUCUUGGAAGAAUCUGGACCUGGUGGUGGAGCGGCAACCAAUGCCACCCUAUCAGCGCAACAUGCUGGAUGGUGUGUGGCCUUUGUUUUAUGGCCUUGUCCUUGGAGUUGGUGGUGCACUGCUCUUAGGUGUACCUUUAUUGCUCUUUAUCUUACAUCUUUCAGUAUGUGAUCUCUCUGGUGAAGCUUAAUCUAACAACAGUUGCAGCUGCAGCAACACAACAUACAGUAUUGUUCCUUUUAGCUUGAUGUUGUGCUAGUAUUAAAGAAGAUUCCACUUAAAUGGUCCAAGGCAGAAGCAUUGUACAGUACAUGAUUGUUAAAGAGAGUAUAUACUCAUAACAUUCAUUUUAAGCAGUAUUGUACUUUAAUUGAUUUUACUAUGGUAUUUUGCAUGUUUUCCAAUGACCUGUUAGUACAGCAAGAAAUAAAAGGCUACUGUUCAUACCUUA
Messenger RNA from Clarias gariepinus (North African catfish), 1314 nucleotides. RefSeq names its product transmembrane and death domain protein 1-like. The transcript is spliced from 5 exons. Gene Ontology annotation, molecular function: protein binding. Gene Ontology annotation, biological process: signal transduction. The coding region runs from base 331 to 1053 and encodes 240 amino acids. NCBI's taxonomy places the organism in Eukaryota, Metazoa, Chordata, Actinopteri, Siluriformes, Clariidae. The record is from RefSeq and is a predicted model, not a curated record.